Molecule: messenger RNA, 2338 nt
Organism: Jaculus jaculus (lesser Egyptian jerboa)
Lineage: Eukaryota; Metazoa; Chordata; Mammalia; Rodentia; Dipodidae
Gene: Nrros
Product: negative regulator of reactive oxygen species
Exons: 3
Coding region: 29-2107 (692 amino acids)
Molecular function (GO): protein binding
Source: RefSeq, a predicted model, not a curated record
UCCCGAGGUUUUAAGUGCCAGGCUUGAGAUGGAGGUGCUGCCUCUUUGGCUGUGCCUGAGUGUACACUUCCUGACCAUGGAAUGGAGGAACAGAAGUGGGCUAACCACUGCAGCUUCCCAAGCAGGUUGCAAGGUGGUAGGUGGAGUUGUUGACUGCCGAGGACAGAACCUGGCCUCGGUGCCCAGCGGCUUGCCACCCCAUUCUCAGACGCUCAUGCUGGAUGCCAACCCCCUGAAGACCCUGUGGAAUCACUCGCUGCAGCCCUACCCGCUCCUGGAGACGCUCAGCCUGCAAAGGUGCCACUUGGAGCGCGUGGGCCGCCGCGCUUUCGGGAUGCAGCGCCGCUUGCUCAGCCUGGGCCUGGCGGACAACCGCCUGUCCGCGGACCACAGGGAGACGGCGGCGGCUCUGCGCACGCUGCCGGGGCUGCGGACCCUCGACCUGUCGGGCAACUCCUUGACGGAGGACAUGGCUGCCCUGAUGCUUCGGAACCUCCCCGCCCUGGAGGCCGUGUCCCUGGCGAGGAACGCGGUCAUGAGGCUGGAUGAGUCGGUCUUCGAGGGCCUGCAGCGCCUGCGGGAGCUGGAUUUGCAGAGCAACUACAUCUUCGAGAUCGAGGCCGGCGCUUUUGAUGGCUUGCCGGCGCUCAGCAACCUCAACCUGGCCUACAACAACCUCCCGUGCGUCGUGGACUUCAGCCUCACCCAGCUGCGCUUCCUCAACGUCAGCUACAACAGCCUGGAGUGGUUCCUGGCCGCCAGGGCCGAGGUGGCCUUUGAGCUGGAGGUGCUGGACUUGUCCCACAACCAGCUGCUGUUCUUCCCUCUGCUACCCCAGUGCAGCAAGUUGCAUACCCUCCUGCUCCGGGACAACAACAUGGGUUUCUACAGAGACCUGUACAACACCUCGUCCCCUCGGGAGAUGGUGGCCCAGUUCCUGCUGGUGGAUGGCAACGUGACCAACGUCACCACGGUGGACCUCUGGGAGGAGUUCGCCUCCAGCGACCUGUCAGCCGUGCGCUUCCUGGACAUGAGCCAGAACCAGUUCCAUCAUCUGCCAGACGGCUUCCUGAAGAAAAUACCUUUCCUUUCCCACCUGAACCUCAACCAGAAUUGCCUGGUGAGGCUCCACAUCCGCGAGCGGGAGCCCCCAGGGGUGCUCACCGAGUUGGACCUGAGCCACAACCAGCUGGUGGAGCUGCGCCUGGCACCCGGGCUGGCCGGCUGCCUGGAGAACCUGCGCCUGUUCAACCUGAGCUCCAACCAGCUUCUGGGGGUCCCCGCUGGCCUCUUUGCCAGCGCCACCAACAUCACUACCAUUGACCUGAGCCACAAUCGGAUCUCACUCUGUCCCCGCCCGGCUCCCCCAGACCCUACGGAGGCCCCCAACUGUGUGGAUUUCAGAAACCUGGCCUCCUUGAGGAGCCUGUCUCUGGAGGGCUGUGGUUUGAGGGCCUUAGGGGAUUACUCAUUUCAGGGGACUGCCCUCACCCACUUAGACCUGUCCAGCAACUGGGGGAUCCUAAAUGGGAGCCUCCGCCCUCUGCAGGACGUUGCCCCCACAUUACAGGUUCUGUCCCUGAGGAACGUGGGCCUCAGUUCUGGCUUCAGGGACCUGGAGUUCUCUGGUUUUAGCAAUCUGCGGGACUUGGAUCUGUCAGGCAAUUCCUUGACCAGCUUCCCCAGGUUCCGGGGCAGCUUGGCCCUGCGGACGCUGGACCUCCGCAGGAACGCUCUCACCGCCCUGCCCCAGAGGGCCGCCUCCGAGCCGCUGCUGCUGGGUCUGCAUGCCAUCUACCUGAGCCAGAAUCCAUACGACUGCUGUGGGGUGGAGGGAUGGGGGUCCCUGGAGCACUUAAACACUGUUGCCGACUUGGCGAUGGUCACUUGCAACCUGUCCUCCAGGGUCAUUCGUGUGACGGAGCUUCCUAGGGGCAAGUUUCAGGACUGUAAGUGGGGGCAGGUGGACACGGGCCUGCUGUACCUCGUGCUCAUUCUGCCCAGCUGUCUCACCCUGCUGGUGGCUGGCACUGUCAUCUUCCUCACAUUUAAGAGGCCGCUGCUUCAGGUCAUCAAGGACCGCUGUCACUGGUCCUCGACGUACUGACGUGUCCCUGCCAAGGUUAGCAUUGGUUUGUGCGGGUAAGGAUGCUCUCUCUCUCUGCAAAAUGUGAAGAUCUUCUGCAGAGAACAAGUCUGAUGAGUUGAGGGUUAAGCACCUUGAAGUCCUCCCUCUGCCCCUGCAUUGUAGUCCUCCGCAUCCUGGCAAAAUAUUUAUUAAGUGGUUUUUCUAUAAAAGUAAAAGACGGGCCCUAUAAAUAUUUCUAAAUCCAACACA